AUGACACCGGAGAGGACACGCUCGAGCCCUCCUUCUCGAACAGCUCAGCUCAUUCUUCAAACCCCUUCCUCAAUUUCCAGUUUACGCGGCUCUUUCAACACCUAAACGCCUUCUAAUUCUCUCCCUCUCUCUCUCUCUCUCUCUAUACAUACACACCGGACUGUAUCUAUAGCCUAUACACACAUGAAACAAUCUAAACACAUCACAUUGGGUUUCUCUCUCUAGGUUUCAGAUGCUCUGACCUCCUCUGUCUACAUACGCACGCGUCGUAUACACAUAUACCCGUAUAUUUAUAAUUAUAGCAUAAGCAGAUAUAUACGCCAAAAGCAUGGCAAUGGAAGGAAGUGAAUCUGUGCGCAAUGGGCCGUCGUCUGAGGUUCGCCAAACUCAGUCUUCGCCUCGCAAAUCGACUCCGCCUCCGGGCAAUGAAGAUAAGGGCACUCAUCUUAGGUUCCUUUUAUCAAAUGCUGAAGCUGGUUCUGUAAUAGGAAAGGGUGGCUCAACAAUAAAUGACAUUCAGUCACAAUCUGGAGCACGGGUCCAGUUGUCACGCAGCUAUGAGUGUUUUCCCGGCACAUCUGAUAGGAUUGUCAUGGUCUCUGGAACAGUUGAUGACGUAUUAAAGGCGGUUGAUCUCAUUCUUUCUAAAUUGCUGGAUGAGUUUUACGUUGAGAACGGAGGUGAAAUGGAUCCAGAAUCGAAAAUUAGAUUGGUUGUGCCCAAUAGCUCGUGUGGUGGAAUAAUCGGGAAGGGCGGAGCCAUUAUAAAGUCAUUGAUUGAGGACUCCCGAGCUGACAUUAAGAUAUCUCCCCAAGAUAUCUAUUACCCUGGGUUGCACGAUAGGUUAGUGACAGUGACUGGUACUUUAGGAGAACAAAUGCGGGCGAUUGAGUUGGUCCUACUGAAAUUGGUGAAGGACCCAUAUUAUCAGCAGUCUGCUAAUGCUCCAUUCCCUUAUCCAGCACUUAUGUACAGUGGGAUGAACUAUGGACCACCAAAUGGGGUUGGAGUUGGAGGGAAGUACCUGAACAACAGGGUUCCAAACAAGGAAGAUAGAAGCAGUUCGGUUACUAUUGGUAUUGCAGAUGAACAUGUUGGCUUAGUUGUUGGACGUGGUGGAAGGAGUAUUAUGGAGAUCAGUCAGCUUAGUGGAGCUAGGAUAAAGAUUUCUGAUAGGGGUGAUUUCAUGUCUGGGACAUCGAAUAGGAAAGUCACCAUCACAGGGUCUCAAAGAUCAGUUCGUAUAGCGGAGUCCAUGAUAUCACGGAAAGUUGCUUCAGUUGCUGAGAGAUGACGGAGUAGUCCUCAACUUCUUAUCUAAUCUUGUUAAGAUUUUUAGUCUUGGAUGACCUGGAAUUUCGUUCAGCGUUUGGCCAAUCCUGGAUUUGUCCAUAUCUUUUAUUAUGGUGAAAUUAAGCGAAUGAUCUGAUUCAAGCAAGAGGAUGGAUAUAAGUUUCACUGAAGAGUACCGUUAUCUAGAACUGAUGGCAGGAAAAAUGUUGCAUUUGACGCUGGCUGAAAAAAAAUUGCUUCCAUUGACCAAAUAUAAGCAUUUAAUGUUCCCCGUCUGUAUACUGGUGUAAUUUGUUAUGCCCAAGUGACAUAUUCGCUAAAUCUAGACUAGAGGAUUCUGAUUAUGCCUUUGACAUGUUAGUGUUACUAUUCUUUCCUUAAUGCCCUGCACUGUGAUGCAUAUAAGCAUCAUUAGUCACCUGGCAUAAAUAAAGAGAUGCGAGAAAUUUACUUGUUGAUGGCUCAACAAUUGGAUCUUUUCUGCAUUGUAGUCUGUGAUUUCUAAGACCAGCUGCACAUACAAACGCACACGUUCCUAUGCCUGAAGGAACUCAUGUUUUAUAAACCAUUCUACUGAUAUUUGUAGAAUUAUUAUCUUUUGCAUUUACA
Sesamum indicum (sesame) is the source of this 1902-nucleotide messenger RNA. It is a transcript of the gene BTR1L, whose product is annotated as binding to TOMV RNA 1L (long form). The record is from RefSeq and is a predicted model, not a curated record. NCBI's taxonomy places the organism in Eukaryota, Viridiplantae, Streptophyta, Magnoliopsida, Lamiales, Pedaliaceae. Gene Ontology annotation, molecular function: RNA binding.